Aegilops tauschii subsp. strangulata is the source of this 1379-nucleotide messenger RNA. RefSeq names its product protein LEAD-SENSITIVE 1. The record is from RefSeq and is a predicted model, not a curated record. Lineage: Eukaryota; Viridiplantae; Streptophyta; Magnoliopsida; Poales; Poaceae.
UGUCAAGAUAUCUAGCUCACUCCCACGCUUCCCACUUCACCUCUCCCUCCAGCCAUCGCGCGGCAAGCGUGACCUCCCCCUCCAGCCCAGCCAGUAGCCACGGGCGGAGCCGAGAGCCAGCGUCUUCCUCGCAUCACUCGGUGCCACGCGCCUCGCCAGCUCCAGCGCGGCGCCGGCCAGAAGCAGCACGCCCGUAAUUCCGGCGCGAGCGCGCGCACACACUGCCGGAACGAACGGGGCGAGCGAUGGGGCUGCUGUCGCACCGGGUGGAGCGGUCGGAGCUAAAGCCCGGCGACCACAUCUACACAUGGCGCGCCGCCUACUCCUACUCCCACCACGGUAUUUACGUCGGCGGAAGCAAGGUGGUGCAUUUCACAACGAAGAAAGAAGCGGGAACGGCGGGCCUUGACUCCGCCAUGGCUAUCUCCAGCCUCAUUUCCGCCGGCUCACCGGAGUGCCCGACCUUCCCGGACUGCGGCUUCCAGCUCCCCGACAGCGGUGUCAUCCUCACCUGCCUCGACUGCUUCCUCCGCGACGGCGCCCUCCACGGCUUCGAGUACGGCGUCCCUCCCGCCGUGUUCCUCGCGAAGCUCCGCGGCGGCACCUGCACCACCGCCGCGUCCGACCCGGCGGAUGCCGUGGUGCACCGGGCGAUGUACCUGCUCCAGAACGGGUUCGGCAGCUACGACGUGUUCGAGAACAACUGCGAGGACUUCGCGCUCUACUGCAAGACCGGGCUCCUGCUGCCGCCCGAGCAGGGCAUCGGGAGGAGCGGCCAGGCGGCCUCCGCCGUCGGCGUGCCGCUGGCGGCGCUCUUCUCGACUCCGUUCAGGCUCAUGUCGGCCGGCCCGCUGGGCAUGGCCGCCGUCACGGCGGGGAUGUACUGCGCCGGCAGGUACAUCACCGACAUUGGGGUGAGGAAGGACGUGGUGAAGGUCGAGGUGGAGAACCUGUCGGCGCAUCUCGGCUGGCGUCGGGCUAAAGCCAAAGAAGAAGAAUGGGUGAAGAAGAAACAGCAACCCGCUAAGGUGACGAGGUUGCUGCCGCUGAAGAGGAAACGUGACAGUGAUUUGCAUUUGCAAUCCGUGAAGUGACCAGGAGCUGCUCUUGUGAUACUUUGUGUUUGAUCUGUGUAGUUUGGAGUUUGUACUUCACAGAAUAAGCCGGUAAGGCCCAAUAGUGCAGUAUAGAUAUCGAAGGUGAAGUCUUUUUACUUGAGCUAUUCACUCUGUAUCCUGUUAGACGUGUCAAGGAGUUUGCGUAGUUGGACGACCAGGUUAUAAUCGGUUAGUUUUAUAUAGUUUAUUUAUCUGUUUCUGCUCUGUGAAUUACCAUAGAUCAUAGUAUAAUUCAAUAAAGUGUGUUUCGGUGAUUGAAAA